AUGAUAACUUACUUGUUCGCUUUAAGGAAUUGUAAAAAUUCACAAUAUAACAACUGUAAAGAAGCAACAAAAAUAUGUUUCUGUAAAAUUAUGCAUUUAACAGUCAAGUCUUUAUUGUGA
Molecule: messenger RNA, 120 nt
Organism: Funneliformis mosseae
Lineage: Eukaryota; Fungi; Glomeromycota; Glomeromycetes; Glomerales; Glomeraceae
Source: the annotation of a GenBank genome assembly